UGUAGCUCUGCUGGUGUUGCUGUUCUGUCUGUCUGGGACAUGGACUCAGGGAGAAAGUGGUGGGGACAGAGAGAGUUUGGUAGAGAGCCACGGGACUGAAGAUACAGAGACGACUAGCAAACAGACGACCGGCCAGACCACCACAACCCCUGAUAUCUGGGGCGAGGUAGAGGAGCUUAGAGACAUGGUGGAUAACUUGGGAACCGUGGUUUUGGAGCAGCGAGAGAAGCUGAGGAAAAUGGAGAAACAAGUGGAAAGAAGGUGGAGAGAAAAAAGGAGCAGAGGAGCUGAGGCCAGACUGAAGAGUGAGAAUGCAGCCAUGGGCGCCAGACUGAGUGCCAGUGAAAGGGAGGUGGAGGAGCUGCAGAGAAUGAAUGCAGCCCUGGAGGCCAGAGUGACAGACAGUGAGAAUGGGAACACAGCUUUAGAGGCCAGACUGAAUGCCAGCGAGGGGAUGGUGGAGAAGCUGAGGAGAGAGAAUGCAGACAGACCAAAGGUGGCCUUCUCUGCUGGUUUGACGAACGAUGGACAUGUAGGACCCUUUAAUAGUAUCACCACACUAGUAUACAGAAGGGUCAUCACCAACAUCGGCAAGGCCUACAACCCAAAUACAGGUGUCUUCACAGCACCAGUGAGAGGACUCUACUACAUCAGAUUCACUGCCAUGGGUCUCAAGGGUCCACCGUCCAUAGAUGCCUAUAUUUACCACAACGACAAGAGUGUCAUGUUCAAUCACCAGAACAAUGACAAUGGGCGUAAUAGGUUCUUGUCUAAUGCGUUGACUCUAGAGCUGGAGGCCGGGGAUGUGGUCUACAUGCGUCUCCCAGUAAAUCAGGAGCUCUAUGAUGAAAAGUCGAGUAACUACAGCACCUUCAGUGGCUUCCUGCUCUUCCCUAUGUAA
Messenger RNA from Oncorhynchus masou masou (cherry salmon), 901 nucleotides. RefSeq names its product complement C1q-like protein 2. The transcript has 6 exons. Bases 185 to 901 code for a protein of 238 amino acids. Gene Ontology annotation, molecular function: protein binding. NCBI's taxonomy places the organism in Eukaryota, Metazoa, Chordata, Actinopteri, Salmoniformes, Salmonidae. The record is from RefSeq and is a predicted model, not a curated record.